Molecule: messenger RNA, 1099 nt
Organism: Parathielavia appendiculata
Lineage: Eukaryota; Fungi; Ascomycota; Sordariomycetes; Sordariales; Chaetomiaceae
Product: S-adenosyl-L-methionine-dependent methyltransferase
Exons: 2
Coding region: 93-929 (278 amino acids)
Cellular component (GO): cytoplasm
Molecular function (GO): protein-lysine N-methyltransferase activity
Source: RefSeq, a predicted model, not a curated record
CCGCUCGUCUUUAGGUUACACGGCCGACUGGAACCUCUCGACAACACAGCAACCCACAGCGGCUCACUCCAGAUAUCACCAACUACUUGGAAAUGCUAGAUCCAGCAACACCUGCCCAUCUUGACCCCUCUGCCCUCGGCACAAAAGAAUACUGGGACACGCUCUACGAAAAGGAACUCUCCAACCACGCCGACAACCCGUCUGACGAGGGCACCGUCUGGUUCGACGACUCGGACGCCGAGAACAAGAUUGUCUCGUUUCUCGACGAGCACGCCGAGUCUGACUUUGGCCUGGACCGGGAUACCGCGCGCGUGCUGGAUCUUGGAUGCGGUAACGGCAGUCUGUUGUUUGCGCUGCGAGAUGACGGAUGGCGCGGGGCACUGCUAGGCGUGGAUUACAGCGAGCGGAGUGUCGAGUUGGCAAGGAGGGUUGGUGUCUCGCGGGGUCUGGCCGUAGGGGAUCAAGAGGAGGAGGAAAGGGAGGUGGACUUCAAGGUGUGGGAUGUCCUCAGUGGACCGCUCAGCGACGUCCUGGCAUCGACAACAACAACAACAACCACAGAAACAACAGGUGGGGAGGGAAGUGAUGAAGCAAGCGAGACUGCGGCCGGGUGGGACCUGGUCCUCGACAAGGGCACCUUUGACGCAGUCUCCCUCAGCGGCGAGCGCGAUGCUCAGGGGCGAAGAAUCUGCGAAGGUUAUGGCGAAAGGGUGCUGCAGCUGCUUCGGAAGCGCGGCAUAUUCCUCGUGACGAGCUGCAACUGGACCGAGGCUGAGCUGCGCGAGUGGUUCGAGAGCAAGACGCAGGCCCCCGAAUCAGGGGCGCGGCUGAGGCUCGCAAGCAGGAUAGAGUACCCCAGCUUCAGCUUUGGCGGCGUCAAGGGGCAGACGAUUAGUACGCUGUGCUUUGAGAAGGUUGGGGGUAGGUAGCUGCGCUUUGGCCACUUUAAAAGACGAAAUAGAGGCUAUCCGGGGAUGGAUAAAUGAGAUGUGAUCAGCGCCAAAUGGAGGGAUCUAAUCGGCUGUCAACGUCUUUCUACUCCACUCUUAAGGCCUGUCCACUCUGGCCUGGAAUGCGCUGAGCCUAACGGCAAGAACGG